AAUUAUCUUUAGAAAUAAUUUUGAAUAAUGAAUGUGAGAAGAGCAUUGCAUUUUGUAUUUCGCAUAUCAAACAGAAAAGCUACUAUAGAUUUUUAUAAAAAUGUUCUUGGAAUGAAUGUCCUUCGUCAUGAAGAGUUUGAGAAAGGAUGUGAAGCUGCAUGUAACGGUCCUUAUGAUGGUAAGUGGAGUAAGACAAUGAUUGGAUAUGGUGAAGAGGAUAGUCAUUUUGUUAUAGAAUUGGUUUAUAAUUAUGGAACAAAAUCAUAUCGACAUGGCAAUGAUUUUUUAGGAAUUUCGAUUGGCCUUAAAAGUAUAGUUGAUAACAUUUCAAGUUUUGAUAUCAAAUCAGUGGAAUGUGAAAAUGGAUCCAUUUCUAUAAAUGAUCCUGAUGGGUAUCCCUUCAUUGUAAACGGUUUUUCAAGUAGAAAAGAUCCUGUGAUAAAAGUUUCAUUGGCAGUAUCUAAUAUUGAAAAGUCUGUAGAGUAUUGGAAUGGUUUGCUUGGAAUGAAUAUUUUAGAGAGAUCACCAUCUUCUGUAUUAUUAAGUUAUUCUGAAGAUCAGUGCUCUUUAGAGUUGGUUGAAUCUCAAAAUCUCAUAGAUCGUGGAGAUGCAUAUGGUCGUAUAGCAUUUUCAUGUGCCAAAUCACAGUUGCAAGAAAUUGAAGCUGCAAUGAGAGCUGCAUCGCAAACAAUAUUGACUCCUUAUGUUAGUUUGGAUACCCCUGGCAAAGCCACAGUUCAAGUUGUCAUUUUAGCUGACCCUGAUGGUCAUGAGAUUUGUUUCGUCGGCGAUGAAGGUUUUCGAGAACUUUCGAAAAUUGAUCCCGGAUCUACUGAUUUGUUAUACAAGGCUAUUGAAGAAGAUAAGAGUGACGAAUGGUUUGCAAAGAAAAAUGUAGUUCAUGCUUAAUAAGCAAUGAUAACUUCCAUUAUAAUAACUCUUUCACAAAAUUCUUUUUAAAGUUCUUUAUCAAUUGAAAAUUUAAUAUACAUAUAUAUACAAUUUUGUAAAAAGAAAUUCAUAACAAUAAAUACAACUUUUUUAAAUUA
Molecule: messenger RNA, 1049 nt
Organism: Hydra vulgaris (swiftwater hydra)
Lineage: Eukaryota; Metazoa; Cnidaria; Hydrozoa; Anthoathecata; Hydridae
Product: glyoxalase domain-containing protein 4
Source: RefSeq, a predicted model, not a curated record